AUGAAUCUUUUCUCUGAAGUCGAUGGUGAUGAUGAAGAAGAUGGAGUUGUGAAGAUUUCUUCUGCUGGUGUUGUGGUCGUGAUGGUGGAAGUUUGCUGCUUGAAGAAUCUCCAUUUGAUGAUUGGAUGGAUUGUUCAGAUACUGAUGAGGAAGCCACUUCCACUUCCCCCCACCAAUACUGUCUGUCGGCUGGUGGGCGUGCGUGCGUGGUCCGUUGACUCCGUGUCCAAGUCGAACUCAACUCAACCAACAGCGAUCAGCCAGUUCAAGUUCAGCCUGAACGUCGCGUGCUCUUUUAAUCUCUGUGUGUUCUUUUUACAAAAUAGUGAAUUAAUCAAGUGUGUUGUUUGUUGGAGUUCAAGAAUCGGCAGUCAAUGGAUACCUGUCGCUCUUGACGAUAGCCAUAGGCUUGUCAGAGAAAGAGGACGAUUGGCUAUGAGAGGGCUCGAAUCAUCAGCUGAGCUAUGGUCAUCGUUACCAGGAAAGAGGACGAUUGGCUAUGAGAGGGCUCGAAUCAUCAGCUGA
This is a messenger RNA of Nilaparvata lugens (brown planthopper), 525 nucleotides long. RefSeq lists its product as uncharacterized. The record is from RefSeq and is a predicted model, not a curated record. The transcript has 4 exons. Lineage: Eukaryota; Metazoa; Arthropoda; Insecta; Hemiptera; Delphacidae. The coding region runs from base 1 to 525 and encodes 174 amino acids.